This is a messenger RNA of Diceros bicornis minor, 2849 nucleotides long. RefSeq names its product galactose-3-O-sulfotransferase 4 (gene GAL3ST4). Lineage: Eukaryota; Metazoa; Chordata; Mammalia; Perissodactyla; Rhinocerotidae. Bases 981 to 2435 code for a protein of 484 amino acids. The record is from RefSeq and is a predicted model, not a curated record. The transcript is spliced from 3 exons. Gene Ontology annotation, cellular component: membrane. Gene Ontology annotation, molecular function: galactosylceramide sulfotransferase activity. Gene Ontology annotation, biological process: glycolipid biosynthetic process.
CCUGAGGUUGUGGGUUGUCAUCUGAAGGGGCGGGUCCAGACUCAGUCCAUUAGGAAGCUGGGGCCUGUGGGAAGGAACUCCGAAGCUCAGUGUUUGCGUCUUUCUCUCGGUAUCUUUGUGUCACAGAGUUUUUCUCUCUCUCUCCAGCCCCACCCUCUCAAUCUCCUCUGGGUGCACUAAUGGGGUUGGAAAGUGGGAACGGGAGUGUGUAGGUGUGUGUUGAGGGAUCUGGGUUUCAUAAGUAACCCACAUCUCCCCCAGCCCCUCACACCCUGGGGUCUGCCCUGUGCUGAGAGGGGAAAGAGAGGCCUGAGUUUAUAACGAAGGGAUAGCUUACUCUUACUCAUUACAAAGUCACUCCUGUAGUCUAACUUCCCUGUGUUCAUCAGCUGGUGCCCUGUCUGACCCUCAUUCCCUCCUUAUGGCUUCCCCUCUCAGCCUCCGGAUGGGGCUCUUCAUCCCAAUCUGUCACAGAGGAGCUCAGGAGGAAGCAGGGGGCUUGGCGAUGUCCACCUCACUGUUGUAUAAGCAGAUGGAUCUGAUCUUUCUCACCGGGUCUCUUUCUUCCUCCCCUUUCCUUCAAAAUCCCUGAGGCUCAGGGAGAAACUGUAGGUGGGGGUUGGGGGUACUGGAGACUGACAGCAGAGGAGUAGUUGUGGGGCCACCUGGAAGAUCUGGGUGGAGAGAUCUCGCCCCUGUUUUCCUCCCUGAAUUAGGUCUCAGUUGCGGCCGCAGGAGAGAAGGCUUUACCCUCUUCUUAGACUCCCCUCCUUCCCCUCAUUUCCCUUCUAGACGCUGACAGAGGCAAAAAACUGCUAACUCAGGGGGCAGACUCAACCAGGGCUGUGAGCAGGCCUGGGGAAUGACCCCCCGAUCUCGAACCAGCGCCUUCCGUGGCUGCACGGCUGUCUCAAGCUGUCUCUGCUUCUGUGCCUGGCCUUUGCCCUGUCCCUCUCUAGUGUUACCCUUCCCUGUGCCACAUGGGCCCUCUGUCUUCUACCAGGACCAUGCGCCUCUGGGGGCCUUGGAGCCUGGGGGUGGCUCUGGGAGUCUUCAUGACCAUCGGAUUUGCCCUCCAACUCUGGGGGGGCCCCUUCCAGAGGAGGCUACCUGGGCUGCAGCUCCGACAGCCCUGGGCCCCAUCUCCGGGACCAGCUGUUCCAUCCUGCCCACCUCGGCAGCGACUUGUUUUCCUGAAGACGCACAAAUCCGGGAGCAGCUCUGUGCUGAGCCUGCUUCAUCGCUAUGGGGACCGACACGGGCUGCGCUUCGCCCUCCCCGCCCGCUACCAGUUCGGCUACCCAAGGCUUUUCCAGGCCUCUCGGGUCAAAGGCUACCGCCCUCAGGGUGGAGGCACCCAGCCCCCCUUCCACAUCCUCUGUCAUCACAUGAGGUUCAACCUGAAAGAGGUACUUCAGGUCAUGCCUUCUGACAGCUUCUUCUUUUCCAUUGUCCGAGACCCAGCAGCUCUGGCUCGCUCUGCCUUCUCCUACUAUAAAUCCACCUCAUCGGCCUUCCGCAAAGCACCAUCCUUGGCUGCCUUCCUGGCCAAUCCUCGAGCCUUCUACCGGCCUGGGGCUCGUGGGGACCACUAUGCGCGCAACUUGCUAUGGUUUGACUUUGGCCUCCCCUUUCCCCCACAGAUGAGGACCAAGAGAGGGAAUCCUCAACCCCUCAGGGACCCCAACCUCCCACAGCUGCGCGUCUUGCCUUCUGGCGCUGACCCUCGAGCCCACACCCAGGAUCCCAAUGCUCUCUUCCGUCCUGCUCCCACUAUUGCUGACAGCCAGAUGUCCAGCCCUGCCUCUUUAGAUUUGGAGUCCUCGUCCUUCAUCCAGUGGAAUCUGGCCUGGCUGGACUCAGUCUUUGACUUGGUCUUGGUAGCCGAGUACUUUGAUGAGUCAUUGGUUCUGCUGGCAGACGCCCUGUGCUGGGGUCUGGAUGAUGUGGUGGGCUUCAUGCACAAUGCCCAGGCUGGAGGUAAGCUGGGCGGAAGCACUGUUGGCAAUGGUGGAUUGACUGCCGAGGACAGGCAGCUGACCGCUCGGGCUCGAGCCUGGAACAACCUGGACUGGGCUCUCUAUGUUCACUUCAACCACAGUCUGUGGGCACGGAUAAAGCAAUACGGCCAGAACCGGCUGCAGAGUGCUGUGGCGGAGCUGCGAGCUCGCCGAGAGGCCCUGGCUAAACAUUGUCUGGUGGGGGGUGAGGCUUUAGACCCCAAAUACAUCACUGACCGUCGGUUCCGCCCUUUCCAGUUUGGGUCAGGUAAGGUUCUGGGCUAUGUACUUCGGAGUGGACUGAGCCUCCAAGACCAGGUGGAGUGUGAGCGCCUGGCUACCCCUGAGCUACAGUACAAGGACAAGCUAGAUGCUAAGCAGUUCCCCCCAACAGUCUCUCUGCCCCUCAAAACUUCAAGGCCACUCUCCCCAUAGGCAUCAGAGUACUAAGUCCUAGGCUGAAGAGCAGCUAAGCUUGAAGGGCACGUGUGAGGACUGGGGGACAGCCAGAUGCAUUUUGCUGCCCUCAGAAAGCAUGUCUAGAUGCUUUCCAGAGGAUGAAUGAAACUUUGCACGGAUUUGGGCCCCAAGUCCUCCAGCCGGGUCCGAGAAAUCCCAGUCCUUUGUCUGCUAGCAGCGUCCCCCCGCCCCCGCCAUUUUGCCCCUUCCCCCUUCCCCUUUCCAGUCCUCCACCUCCCCCCACCCCGAGGAGCAAACCAUGGAGUAAACCAGAGAAAGUUUGGGACACGGUGGAUUGGAAUAAUGCGUCAAUUUCUCUAUGAAAUAUUUGUUACUGGGUUCUGUUCGUCUCACUAUAAAAUGUUUGUUGAAUGAAUAAAUAACUUGAAA